Molecule: messenger RNA, 548 nt
Organism: Lepus europaeus (European hare)
Lineage: Eukaryota; Metazoa; Chordata; Mammalia; Lagomorpha; Leporidae
Gene: NPPB
Product: natriuretic peptide B
Exons: 3
Coding region: 59-469 (136 amino acids)
Biological process (GO): receptor guanylyl cyclase signaling pathway; negative regulation of systemic arterial blood pressure; neuropeptide signaling pathway
Cellular component (GO): extracellular region; cytoplasm; nucleus
Molecular function (GO): hormone activity; hormone receptor binding
Source: RefSeq, a predicted model, not a curated record
CCUCCCAGAGGUGGGACGGGAACCCGCGCACCCCGCAGCAGCCGCUCUCCCCAGCAACAUGGACCUCCCGACGGCGCUCUCCCGGGCUCUCCUGCUCCUCUUGUUGUUGCACCUGUCCCCGCAGAGGUGUCGUCCCCACCCGCUGGGCAGCACCAGCAAGGCCUCCUCGGAACUUUCUGAGAUACAGCAGCUGCUGGGCCGUCUCCGGGACAAGGUCUCCCAGCUGCAGACACAGCAGACGACCCUGGAGCCUACCCAGCAAGACGGAGGCACGGCAAAAACCUGGGAGACCCAGGAGGCCAGAGAGGCAGCCCCUGCAGGCAGCCCUGGGCCCCAGGAUGAGGCCCGCCAGACCCUGCGGAGACUCCAUGGCCCCAAGCGGAUGCAGGGCUCAGGCUGCUUCGGGCGGAGGAUGGACCGAAUUGGCUCCUUCAGCGGCCUGGGCUGCAAUGUGCUCAGGAAGCAGUAGAAGGAACGCUGGCCGCAGAUAACCGCUCUGGACUCCACAAGGGACGCCCUCCCCCGGCCCACGCCCCCCACCCCUUUGG